Molecule: messenger RNA, 253 nt
Organism: Caenorhabditis elegans
Lineage: Eukaryota; Metazoa; Nematoda; Chromadorea; Rhabditida; Rhabditidae
Gene: glam-2
Product: FIP (Fungus-Induced Protein) Related
Exons: 2
Coding region: 9-239 (76 amino acids)
Source: RefSeq, marked reviewed
AAAUAACAAUGGUCAAAGCUCAUUUUUGGUUUCUACUAAUUCUCAGUAUCUGGAGUAUAUUCGUUUCAGGGCAAUUUUAUGGUCCAAUGUAUUACGGUGGUGGUGGCUAUAUGCCAAUGACCUAUGGAUCAGGAUAUGGGUACGGAAGCUAUGGUGGAUAUGGAUCCUAUGGUGGUUAUGGACCUGGAGGCUACGGACCAAUGGGAUAUGGAAGCGCCUACAGUUUUUAUGGAAAAUAAAUAAUUAUUUGCUA